AUGGGCUGUUUUCUGCCUGACUUUAGAGGUGCGGGAGGUGGAGUGGAUGGCUGGGAUGCCAGGGAGUGGGGCGAGACCUUCAUCCAGCAAGGGGGGGAUGAUGUGCAGCAGCUCUGCGAGGCGGGCGAGGAGGAAUUCCUGGAGAUCAUGGCACUGGUGGGCAUGGCCACCAAGCCCCUGCAUGUCCGCCGCCUCCAGAAGGCCCUGCGCGAGUGGGCCUCCAAUCCGGGGCUCUUCAGCCAGCCCGUCUCAGCUGUGCCCGUCAGCAGCAUCCCCCUCUUCAAGCUCUCUGAAGCUGGCGGGCGCAAGGCGCUCAGCAACGGGCAUGCCAGUCCCAGCGAGGCCGUGGGCAAGGGGGGUGGCAGCGCUGGGACGCCCCCGGCCCGCAGCCCCACGGAGCCGGGAGAGAAGUUGUCACCAUCGGCGGGCCCGCCGCGGCCGCGG
This is a messenger RNA of Pygoscelis adeliae (Adelie penguin), 444 nucleotides long. RefSeq names its product NGFI-A binding protein 2 (EGR1 binding protein 2) (gene NAB2). The record is from RefSeq and is a predicted model, not a curated record. The transcript has a single exon. Gene Ontology annotation, biological process: regulation of DNA-templated transcription. The annotation marks the transcript as partial. Lineage: Eukaryota; Metazoa; Chordata; Aves; Sphenisciformes; Spheniscidae. Gene Ontology annotation, molecular function: transcription coregulator activity; transcription factor binding. Gene Ontology annotation, cellular component: nucleus.